AUGACGCGAUUCCCCGUCGGGCGCGCCGCUACCCUGCUGUCGAGCCGCCCCGUGCGGGCACCACCGCCGUCUGUUGCGUCUGGACGUGAGAAGCUCUAUCCGCGCCGCGAGGCGACAGUGGCGAACCACACCAUGGGCGCCUCCCUGCCGCGCUACCUCGACAUGAAGGUGCACCAGGCGGUCCUCGAGCAGCCCUACGACGAAAUCACCGUCGUUGGUGCCUACACGCGCACGCCCCCGUCCGCCGUCUUCCGCGGCGAGAAGCGCGACAAGCCCUUCAACUGGCAGCGCCCGACCGCCCGAGCCGCCGGCAACCACCUGUACAUCGAGUGCUUUCCGGGUUACGAUCACGUCGAGCACUAUGCCGAAAUCAUCGCGACCUACCUCGGCAUCCGCCAACGAGAGGGCGCCGGCUUGACCCCGCCCUCGAGGGUGUCCUUCCACCCCUUGUCGUGCUCCGAUACCCAGACUGCGCUGGAGGCCACUAACCUUGGCCACCUCCCCAGCGGGGUUGACACCGUGGUCCUCGGCCUCGUCCAUCGUCUGCAGCGGCUGACGGGCCCCGCCGCCGCCGAAGACUGGGACGAGAACGGCUGCUUCGACUGGACGGUGCGGCGCUUCAACGGCCGCAGCGUGGCCUUUGUCGGCUUCCGACCCGCCUUCUGGGGCGACAUUGCCGGCGAAGUGGUCCACUAUCUCGCGUCGCGACUGGGCGUCCGCGAGGUCCUCUACUUCGGCAAGCUCGGCAGCGUCAAAAAGGACGUCAGGCCAAACACUUGGCUGGCGACGGGGGGGGUGUCGCACGUCCGCGGCCAGCCCGUCGAGUGGGAAAACGCGCUCGACACCGCCGUCGCCCGCCUCGCCAGCGACUGUACGUUUGUGGGGAAUCACUUGACGGUGAGCAGCGUACUUCACGAGACCCGCGACUGGCUUGCCGCGCUGCCCGCCUCCGUUGAUUUUGUCGACCCCGAGAUAGGAAUGAUGGCGCAGGCGGCGGCGAGGAGCGGGAUCCGGUUCGGCUACCUCCACAUCAUCUCGGACAACGUGGCCGAAAAGUAUGAAGAAGACCUGUCCAACGAGAGGAUGCCAAACGUCCUGUCCCGGAGGUCGAGGCUCUUCGACGUGGUGCAGGAUGUAUUGGGGCACCAUCUUUCCACAAUACAUUGA
Molecule: messenger RNA, 1167 nt
Organism: Hirsutella rhossiliensis
Lineage: Eukaryota; Fungi; Ascomycota; Sordariomycetes; Hypocreales; Ophiocordycipitaceae
Exons: 1
Coding region: 1-1167 (388 amino acids)
Biological process (GO): nucleoside metabolic process
Molecular function (GO): catalytic activity
Source: RefSeq, a predicted model, not a curated record